This is a messenger RNA of Psylliodes chrysocephalus, 2367 nucleotides long. Lineage: Eukaryota; Metazoa; Arthropoda; Insecta; Coleoptera; Chrysomelidae. The record is from the annotation of a GenBank genome assembly.
GUAAAAUUUGAAUUUGAAAAUCCAUAGCAACUAACUGAUAGUCAUUAAAACGAUCAUAACAUUUUACAUUCAAUCUGGAAUAAAUACCUCUGUAAAAAAGUAAGUAUAUUUACCAACCACAUGUAAUGGUUAUUUUAGGUAUUUUUGUAGUGCCAAAAUCUUACCCUCAAAAAUACCGGAAAGAAUGGGAGAAACUUAAAGAUCUGGAGGGAUGGUUAGAAAAUAGUUCUCGUGAUAAUACAAAAGCAAACUGCAAAUACUGCAAAGUUCUUCUUAACGCGAAGCUAGCUGAUUUAUAUAAACAUUCGAAAACUACUAAGCACAUACAAAGUGCAAAGCCCUUUUCGACAAAACGACAACAAGUUUUGCCAUUUGUACCGAUCAGUGUUGUAACUAACCGACAAAGAAAAGAAGCACAAUUGUGUCUCUAUGCUGCUGUUCACACAAGCAUAAAUAGUGUAGAUCAUUUAAGUGAUUUGCACAAGGAGUCCAGCGAAGGAAUUAGUGUUCAUCGAACCAAAUGUACUCAAAUUAUUAAAAAUAUUAUUGGCAAGCAUUUUCAACAAAUCCUAACACAAGAUAUUGGUACCAGUCCAUACAGUAUCAUUAUUGAUGAGUCUACUGAUAUUUCAGUACUAAAAAUAUUGGGUAUUGUUAUCAGAUAUCAAAGUGAUGACCUUAAGAAAACGGUAUCCACAUUUUUGGGACUUGUCAACAUUGAAAAUGGCACUGCGGCCUGUAUUGUUUCAGCAAUAAAGACAUUAUUGCAACAAGAUUAUGGUCUUGAUUUGAAAAAAUUACAAGGUAUAGGUACUGAUAAUGCAUCAACAAUGGUGGGAAUAAAUAAUGGUGUAUUUGCCAAACUUAAAGAAGAAGUACCCCAUUUAAUUCUAGUUAGAUGUGUAUGCCAUUCAUUACAAUUGGCACUAUCUAAGGCAACAGAACAUACAUUACCGAGAAAUACGGAAUUCAUAAUUAAAGAAACAUACAAUUGGUUUGCUUCUUCUUCAAUAAGGCAAUUAGCAUAUCAAAAUGUAUAUAAAACGCUUAAUGAUGGUAAUAUGCCAUUACAGUUCCUUAAAAUGUGUGAAACUAGAUGGAUUUCUAUAGAACCUGCUGUUAAAAGAAUAAAAGAUCAAUGGGAAACAUUGAGGGAUCAUUUUAACAUUGUUCGCUUAAGCGAUAACUGCUAUACUGCAGAGCUGUUACAUUCAAUGUACAAUGAUCCCAAUAAUUUAGUUUAUUUAACAUUUAUAUAUCCUAUUUUAAGCAUUGUUCAAAAAACAAAUAAGCAGUUUGAAUCAGCUACGGCAGAUCCAACAAAACUCUUAUCCGAUUUAAAAAAUUUCUAUGCCAGUAUAGUAACUAUGAUAGUUAAUCCUACAGCCAAAAUAGACAUUUAUGAUUUAAAUGUUAAUAUUGAUAAUUAUUUAGACCCUAAUCCAUAUCUAGGAUUUGUAUUUGAAAAUGCAUGUCAUAUUAAUGGUAUCGGGAUUGAAGACAAAGCUGUCUUAAAAGAUAGAUGUACAGCCUUUCUUAUAAAGCUAGCAAAAGAGAUGAGAAACAGACUUCCAGAUAACCUAAAAACACUUGAAAAAAUGAAUUUUUUGUCAGUAUUUAAUGUCUUAAAAUCAAAUAAAUUACCUAUUACUGAAUUGGCUUUAAAAUUUACAAACAAUGAUUUUAAUAUAAAUAAUAUUGAGAUGCAGUGGGCGAAUAUACAUACUAUAGAAUGGCAAGAAAAAAAUAACACUGAAAAAUUUUGGAUAGAAGUUUCUAUGUAUAGAGAUGCAUCUGGGGAAAACCCUUUCCUCGAUUUGGUUACACUAGCAUUUAAAAUUUUAUGUUUGCCACAUUCAAAUGCUGACGUUGAAAGGGUUUUUAGCCAAAUGAAUAUAGUUAAAGAUAAAUUGAGAAAUCGAAUGAAAUUGGAUCUCUUGAACAAUAUUCUCCACAUUAGAUUUGGACUUAGGCGUAUAGGGAAAUGCUGCAAGGAUUACAAUUUACCUGACGUAGUUUUGAGGCAUAUUGGCACAAUGGCAGCGUAUAGUGCUGAAGAUGAUAAAGAAAAUAUAGCUGAUAUAGAGAAUAUUCUUCUGUAAAAUCAUCAUUUAUUUUCUUGAGCGGGAUUUGCCAAAUAUUUAUUUUGUUACCAUGCAUGUCGUUUUGAUUAUUUAUUAGUUAUAGGUAGCUCAGGUACCGAUAAUUUAAGAGAUAUUGUUCUUUAUCCUGUGAUAUUACUCAAUUUAUUUGCAGCUAGCUUAUCUUUGAAGAAACAUAUUUUUAUAUUACAAAAUGUACCUACGUGGAUUUAAUUAGGAAGAAUUAAUUUAUUUAUUUAUUGAAUAGAAAUUAUUUUGUUUUUAG